UUUAAAAUUUUACAGUACGCUUUACUGCCUUUACAUAAAACGAACUAUUUGAAAAAAAAAUAAUUUUUGAACUUUCAUUCAGUUUCUUUCGGAUAUUCCUUUUGCAGCUCUUUGCUUUGUAUAACUUUUGUUUUCUGCGGAGGUGUUUGGCUGUCUUGUACUGCAAACAGCAAACCGCAAACGAACAACAUUCAAGAACAUUAUAAAUCUGUCAUUGAUUUGUUUAAAGUUGGGUUUAGUUUGGUUUGAAACUUUGAUGUUUGUUCGUAUCAGCGAAUCUCGGAGUUGAAGUGUUGACGGUGUUGCUUGCGUUUAGUUCCCAGUUUUAUUGCUCGCAUAUCAGGUUUCCUAUCGGGAUAGUCAGAUAGUGGAUGUGGGCUGCAGGAUACAAGAAUGGGUACUCGGUUUUCAAAAUCUGCAUCCCCAUAUAUCCUCAAUCAGCCAAAGACCGUCACAGCUUCUCCCACUUCGGACUCGGAGGCAGCGACCACAGCAAGCAACAUCCUGUUACUAGCGGAAAGACUGGAGCAGUGCAUGCGGCGCCUGCAAGGAUGUUUUUUAUCAGCUGACGGUAAAGCGAUGGAUUAUCUGGGAAUGAAGAAUUCUCCACAGUUUGUUGAGUUUGUGAAUUGUGCCGUGGAACUGCAGCAGGCAUCCUUGACACCUUUGUCUGGUGUGAGCAACGAGAGCCUGCGGAAAGCCUUUUUCAUAAACAUCUACAAUCUAAUGACAAUGCAUGCGUUGAUAGAAUUGUCGGCCCGUGAUACAGGCAUUCCGCGCAGCAUGUUAGACGUCAAGGAUUUCUGGCGGAGUUUUGAGUAUAAAAUUGGCGGUUUAACAUUUUCCCUGGAUGAUAUCGAGCACGGGAUUCUGCGCGGGAAUAGACCGCAUCCGCGUGAUCUCUGGAGCAGGUGCUAUUUCAAUGCCAAGGACGAACGAGUUCCUUUGGCGUUGUCCCAGUGUGAUCCACGCAUUCAUUUCUGCUUAAAUUGCGGAGCACAGGCAUGUCCGCGGGUCUCCGUUUACAGUGGAACGGACACCGGCAGCUUGGAAUCAGCUCUGAACGGCGCCGCGAAAGCCUUCUGCGCGGAGAAUAUCGUGCUGGACGGGACACGCAAUGAAAUCCACUUGUCAAAAAUCUUCCAGUGGUACGAGCAAGAUUUCGGCAGCGACCGGACGGGGAUGUUGGCCAGGGUUUCCGGUUGGUUGAAUGACGAUAAGGAGGUACAGCUGCGUGCGCUUAUGUCGAAGGAAGCCAAAGUUAUCUUUGUUCCUUAUGAUUGGAGAGUUAACAGCACAAGCCAGGCUGGUGCUUAGCUGUUUUUUUCUCUGCUGUGAUUGCAUUUUAACUGUGGUAACUGUUUGGCGCGUCAUUACUGCUGUUGUCGAAUUUUUGCAUUUUUAACAGUCUGUGAUAAUAGAAAAUUUUUGUUCUCUAAAAAAUAUUGAAACAAUUUUUUAAAAGUGUUCUGUUUGCUUGGUCGAUAGAAAUGUGAUCUUCUCAUGUGUUCGUUGUUUGAGUUAAAA
Molecule: messenger RNA, 1527 nt
Organism: Paramacrobiotus metropolitanus
Lineage: Eukaryota; Metazoa; Tardigrada; Eutardigrada; Parachela; Macrobiotidae
Exons: 2
Coding region: 394-1317 (307 amino acids)
Source: RefSeq, a predicted model, not a curated record